Messenger RNA from Lytechinus variegatus (green sea urchin), 1225 nucleotides. RefSeq lists its product as uncharacterized. The record is from RefSeq and is a predicted model, not a curated record. Bases 84 to 401 code for a protein of 105 amino acids. NCBI's taxonomy places the organism in Eukaryota, Metazoa, Echinodermata, Echinoidea, Temnopleuroida, Toxopneustidae. The transcript has 3 exons.
GCUUACAGACACAUGCACCCGUCACUUCGACUUAGAUACUAUUCUGUUCGCUUCUUGACGUUAUCUGAAUAAAUUUAUUCGAAAUGAAGUAUCUUUUAACAGUCGUAAUGGUGGUGAUGGUCUUAGGCGCUUUACUGUCAGACCAUGUCGACGCAGCACUUCGUCUAAACCAAGAGCGUCGAAGCCAACAACGUCGAGGCAUUCUAUCCGAACGCGAUGAGACGAUCGCUAGCACACGACGUCGAAUCGGCCCACUGCAACACGGUUCUUCUCGCCGCCGCCGCCGCCGCAAUCUGUACGCCAAGGAGUCGGGACUUGAGACUAUUGGAAACAUCGUUCCCGUCCGUGAAAUUGGUUUUGGAUCAGGUGCUAACAUCAAGACAGGUCGUUUUGAGUUGUAGAACGCAGAGCUCUUUAUGAUGAAAUGGAAAACGACCCCCUUGUGCGAGAUUUAAAUUUUUCAAGAACCAAAAUAUUUUUCUUAACAUACUAUAAAAAUGGAACAUAUUUAAAUUGGAAUAUGUAUGAAAUGUAGUAAAUUUUAUACUUUUAUAUUAUCCUCAGUUAUGUGGCAUCCGCUGGGCAUGUUACCAGGAUCUUAAAGAUCUUUAAGUUAGUAUUAAACAAUAUUUCUAGGGGUCAUUUACUGGUAUUUCCAAUUGUUGUAACUUUUUGUAUAGUUAAGAUGUGUAGAGUAUUUUUUCAAAUUUAAAAAUACAGUUGAUAUUACUGCAAAUAUUAAUUGGCCUUAAAUGCUCCUACAAAUACUUAUGACAGACUACCAUUGCAAUUAUCAGAAUUAUUGCAAGUCCCGUUUUCUUAUCGGAUGGUGACAAUUCGUGUCAGUUGAUGUCAGUAUUUUCAAAUUUUAGAUUUGUUUGUAUUUUGAUGGGAAAAAUGAAAUUGAAUGACGAUUAACUUCUCUAUCACCAUAACUCUAUCAUUGCAAAAGGGAUUAUUUGCUAGUUAGCUCGCCGCGCUCUCUCAUACAAAAAACUAAAAUACCAAUUGGUUCCUAAUUGUAUAUUUUCUGAUGAGUAAAGAUAUAUGGAGUAAAUUUGAAUUUAGCAUAGAGAGAAUGUCCAAUAUUGUGACACUUAAGCCGUAAUUAAAUAUUUUUCAAAACAACAACAAAAAAGUUUCAUUCGUUUGAAUAAGAUCGAUGUUUUGAACUAGUAAACUGUCGAAAUAAAGUCGCGUUCGAUACAUGCUUCGAAGCAUAAUG